AUGAAUUCGAAAAUUCCGUUAUCAUUAAAUGUGAUUUUGGAAGAUGUUUACCCAUCUCGUGGGGUGAGAAUGGUACGUACGUAUGUUAGGAAGAGCGCCCGUGCUACCAAAUACUCCAAAAGCGAUUUAAAGACAGCUGUAGAGAAGAUAGUCGCAGGUACAUUAACAUAUACCGCUGCAUCAACGAUGUAUAACAUUCCUAGGCCAACUUUGUAUGCACAUUCCAAAGGAUCACGAGGUAUGAAAUCAAAUUCAAUGGGAAGGGCUACUGUCUUAUCACCUGAUAUUGAACAUCGUUUAUCCGAAUCAUUAAAGAUUAUGGAAAAGUAUGGUUAUGGCUUAAGUCGUCGUGAAGUAUUAGAUUUAGUUGGAGAUUUUUUAAAAACUAAUAAAAUUAAGAACUCAUUUAGCAAGGGGAUUCCCGGUGAAGAUUGGUGGUUAGGGUUUGCAAGAAGAAAUAACUUAAGUAUCAAGAAACCACAAAUCGUUGAAUACUCUAGAAAAAAAGUCUGUGAUCCAUUUAUUAUAUAUAACUACUUUGACAUUUUGCAUAAAACUAUAAAAGAGUUGAAUUUAGAAAAUAAACCUGAUCGAAUAUGGAAUUUAGACGAGACUUCGUUUUGUCUCGAUCCAUCGAAAACCAAAUGUGUUGGUGCAAAAGGAGUAGCAUGUACUAGAACCACUUUUGGCAGUGGUAGAGAAAAUACUUCAGUAUUAAUGGCAUGUAGUGCUGCAGGUGAUAAAGGACCACCAUUGAUUAUCUUCAAAGGUAAAAAUAUAUGGGAUAAAUGGAUUGGUAGUGAAUCUCUGUUUCCUGGUACAAUUUAUGCUGCUACAAAUAAUGGGUGGAUGGAGAAAGAAGUCUUUGUUAAUUAUUUUCAUAAAAGUUUUAUAAAAACUACUAACCCAAGUCCACAAAAUCCAAUUCUGUUAAUUUAUGAUGGACUCUCUUCACAUAUAAACAUACAAUUAGUAGAAAUAGCAAGAGCAAAUAAUGUCACUAUAUUAUUACUUCCUCCUCACUCAAGUCAUUUGCUUCAACCCAUGGAUUUGUCUGUAUUUAAAUCUAUUAAAACUUCAUAUGGAUUAGAACAUGGAUUAGAAAUCAUAAACAUCAAAAACUACCUCGACAAGAACUAA
Acyrthosiphon pisum (pea aphid) is the source of this 1140-nucleotide messenger RNA. RefSeq names its product jerky protein-like. Gene Ontology annotation, molecular function: DNA binding. NCBI's taxonomy places the organism in Eukaryota, Metazoa, Arthropoda, Insecta, Hemiptera, Aphididae. Gene Ontology annotation, cellular component: nucleus. The transcript has 2 exons. Bases 1 to 1140 code for a protein of 379 amino acids. The record is from RefSeq and is a predicted model, not a curated record.